AUGUGCAGCCUCAAGGGACCUUUUCUUUUCAUCAUUUUGUCUCUUACUUUAAAUUCCCUGGAAGCGACACCGGUUGAGAGAUUACUUUCUUUGGCUUUAUCGUAUGGGACGCCCAACCACCAUCUGGACAAACGGAAGUGCAACACCGCCACAUGUGUGACACAACGCUUGGCAGACUUCCUGGUCCGGUCCAGCAACACCAUCGGUGCCAUCUAUUCACCCACCAAUGUAGGAUCCAACACAUAUGGCAAAAGAGGCAGAGAACCUCCCUACUAUCUACAGCUUUGAGAAGGCAAGAUGGCAAUGGUUGCAGCCCUCGCUAGAAAUUCCUCUUCCUGCCUCUGGUUCUCAUGUACAAAGUCCUGGUCCUCUCAGUUCUCCA
This is a messenger RNA of Candoia aspera, 382 nucleotides long. It is a transcript of the gene IAPP, whose product is annotated as islet amyloid polypeptide. The transcript is spliced from 3 exons. Gene Ontology annotation, molecular function: hormone activity. Gene Ontology annotation, cellular component: extracellular region. NCBI's taxonomy places the organism in Eukaryota, Metazoa, Chordata, Lepidosauria, Squamata, Candoiidae. The record is from RefSeq and is a predicted model, not a curated record. The coding region runs from base 1 to 288 and encodes 95 amino acids.